UCACAAGUUGGUGACGGACUAGAACUCCGAAAUCUCCCCCAUAAAAUUCUCUCCGCGUUCCCCUCUUUGGACUCACCACUCGCGUUACGAAAUCCGUCGCUCCCACCGUGGGCGAUCUCACCGGCGGCGUCGGGAUACACGAAAACCCUAACCCUCGCCUCCCCCGCCCGCGAUGUCGGCCGCCGCCGUCGCCCCGACCCCUGCCGCCGCGGCCUUCCAGGUGGCGCCCCCGCCGUCGUACCCGGCCGCCCCCGCCGCCGCCGCGACCGCCGAGGGCCACGACGACGACCUGUACGGCCGCCUCAAGUCGCUCCAGCGCGCCCUGGAGUUUAUCGAGAUCCAGGAGGACUGCGUCAAGGACGAGCUCAGGAACCUCCGGCGCGAGGAGCUGCACGCGAAGGAGGAGGUCAAGCGGUGCCGCGCGACGCCGCUCGAGAUCGGCCAGUUCAUGGAGAUGGUCGACGCCGACCACGGCAUCGUGGGGCCCACCAGCAGCGGCACCUACUACGUGCGGGUCCUCAGCACCAUCGACCGCGAGGAGCUCAAGCCCUCGGCGUCCGUCGCGCUGGACCGCCACUCCCACGCGCUCAUCGACGUGCUGCCGCCCGAGGCUGAUUCCAGCAUUUCGCUGCUCGGCUCGUCGGAGAAGCCCAACGUUACCUACAAUGAUAUUGGAGGAUGUGAUAUCCAGAAGCAAGAGAUCAGGGAAGCUGUUGAGCUACCCUUGACACACCAUGAAUUGUACAACCAAAUUGGUAUUGAUCCUCCAAGAGGUGUGCUAUUGUUUGGUCCUCCCGGUACUGGCAAGACCAUGCUUGCCAAAGCUGUGGCACAUCACACAACUGCUGCUUUUAUCAGAGUAGUUGGUUCGGAAUUUGUACAGAAGUACUUGGGUGAGGGCCCUAGGAUGGUUCGAGAUGUAUUCCGUUUGGCUAAGGAGAAUGCCCCUGCUAUCAUAUUCAUUGAUGAGGUUGAUGCAAUAGCCACUGCACGUUUUGAUGCUCAGACUGGUGCUGAUCGAGAAGUUCAGCGUAUUCUUAUGGAGCUACUCAAUCAGAUGGAUGGAUUUGAUCAAACAGUAAAUGUGAAGGUUAUAAUGGCAACUAACCGGGCAGAUACUCUAGAUCCUGCUCUGCUGCGUCCAGGUAGACUUGACAGAAAAAUUGAGUUCCCUGUUCCUGACCGACGGCAGAAGAGGCUUGUGUUCCAAGUCUGUACUGCCAAGAUGAACUUGAGUGAUGAGGUUGAUUUGGAAGAUUUUAUUUCCAGACCGGAUAAGAUCAGUGCUGCAGAUAUCGCUGCUAUAUGUCAAGAAGCUGGGAUGCAUGCUGUCCGCAAGAACCGGUAUGUCAUCCUCCAAAAGGACCUUGAGAAGGGCUACCGGACCAACGUGAAGAAGCCUGAGACGGACUUUGACUUUUAUAAGUGAAAAAAGCAUGAAUGUUAGAAAUGCAGUCGUUGACUAAUUGCUCCAUAGUACACGACUUCUGCCAUUUGUACUGACAAGCUUGGACAUGCCAUGUCGGACUCAUACUAGGUAGUAGUAAGCGACAAUGACUUCAAUUCAAACGGGCGUGAUGCCCUGAUGCCUUCUGCCGCCUGCUGGUGUGACAAAUCCACCGAACCUUAGAUUACAUAGAUGAUAUAUAGGUCAGUCGUGUGGAUUUUGUACUACCAGCAGUUUUCUGAUAAUCGAGUCUGGCACUUGUCCUCCCUCUCUAAAGUUGAAGUGGCCACCCUUUUUUUUUUAUGCUCGCA
Molecule: messenger RNA, 1758 nt
Organism: Panicum hallii
Lineage: Eukaryota; Viridiplantae; Streptophyta; Magnoliopsida; Poales; Poaceae
Product: 26S proteasome regulatory subunit 6B homolog
Exons: 6
Coding region: 173-1429 (418 amino acids)
Biological process (GO): proteasome-mediated ubiquitin-dependent protein catabolic process
Cellular component (GO): proteasome regulatory particle, base subcomplex
Molecular function (GO): ATP hydrolysis activity; ATP binding; proteasome-activating activity
Source: RefSeq, a predicted model, not a curated record